AUGACAACUUCAAUAGUUCGAAUUGGCCCCAUGACCACAAUGGAAGUGAGUAGUGCACAAUUACUCCGGACAGCAUUGGUAUCCCAUUGGAAACAGCAUCAUCCAUCUCCCGAAGAGCAAGGCGAAACCUCUGCGGAUGAAAACAAACUCUUGCCCAUUUCCAACAAGUACUUUACGGCAAAUUUGUUGUUGGAAGACAUGGAAGCUGAGGCAAACGAAGCGAUAAAAGAAGACGCCGCCAUUUUGGUCUUUGACAUGUUGGCAUCCAAUCCAGAUCGUUCGGGUGGUGUCCCUGGAACCACCUUUAAUUCCUUGCAAGCUGUACAUGACCAGGCAUUGGCCAAGGAUACCUGCGGGGAUUUGUUGCGACUGUGUGUUGGCGUCACCUUGACGAGUCUAAGUCCCCAAGAAGCACGUGGAGAAAAACAUGAAGAUGAAUACUCGAGGCGAAUUUUGUGGUGUUUAGAUCAUGGAUACGAAUAUGUGGAAGCUGACUUGUCCCAAGAAGGUCAAACGAAGGGACACGAUGAUCGAGACAAGGAUGGAUUUGCCCGGAUUGUAGAAGCCAUGCAAGGUACUGUUUGGUCUGGCGCAGUCAUGAAGGAACGCCAAGCCACCAAACUGCAAGCUUCUUACGACCAAGAUGCCAAUGACAUUAAGAAACAAGACGACGACAAUGAAAAUCCCUAUGUUCCACCAGAUCCAUCCCUCCUCAUGGCAAUCCCCAAAGAUGGAGAAUCUCCUACAAGUGCCCCAAGUACUCCCAAUCGAACUGCUGAAAUGGAACGCCUGCGACAAGAAAUUGACGAAGACAAGGUAUUUGAUGAAAUGGAAACGGUACUACGAGAGGCCUCCAGAAUUCGAGAGCAAUCCAAAUGUGGACAAUUGACAGAUGACGAACGAAGGGCCAAGGCAGAAUCGGCAGCCUUGCGGUUGGUCGAUCUCAUGAAUCAUUUUGGAAUGGAAGAUGAGGGAGGAGAAGGCGAAGAUGGUGGAUCAAUUGCAGAUUCGGACGAUUCAGGGAUUGUAGCGUCAUCAUCAUAA
This is a messenger RNA of Cylindrotheca closterium, 1044 nucleotides long. NCBI's taxonomy places the organism in Eukaryota, Bacillariophyta, Bacillariophyceae, Bacillariales, Bacillariaceae. The record is from the annotation of a GenBank genome assembly.